Messenger RNA from Cuscuta epithymum, 1437 nucleotides. Lineage: Eukaryota; Viridiplantae; Streptophyta; Magnoliopsida; Solanales; Convolvulaceae. The record is from the annotation of a GenBank genome assembly.
UGAGGCGGCACCAGCGUGUUUGUCCUCUUACGCCAUGACUGAUCCUUCUUCUCCAUAUUAUCUCAGGUCUGGAGAUCAGCCCGGAAACCUUAUUACCCAUGUGAUUUUCCGUGGAGAUAAUUAUGUGGGAUGGUCUCGAGCCAUCACACUUUCCCUAAAGGCAAGACAGAAAUAUUGCUUCGUCGAUGGUUCAAUGACUAAGCCGACUGAGCCGGCAAAAUUGGUUCUCGAUUGGGAAACCGUGAACUCUAUGGUGGUUUCUUGGUUACUACGAAGCAUGGAGGCCAACGUGGUCGCGUCUAUUCCGUUCCAUGAGGAGGCCCGUGCUUUAUGGACAUAUUUGGAAAAGAGGUUUAGCGUUGCAAACGGGCCUCAGAUUCAGCAGUUGCGAAAGUCGAUCACUGACUGUAAGCAAACGAAGGACAUGACUGUGGACAAUUAUUUCACAACCUUGAUGGGCCUGUUCGACGAGCUAAAUCGGCUCAAACCCCUGCACUCUUGUACGUGCAAGCUGUGUACCUGCGAUGUUGCUGUGAAGUUUGCUAAGGACAGGGAAGAAGAAAAACUGCACCAGUUCUUGAUAGGGAUCGAUGAUGAAUUAUUUGGAACGGUUCGUUCCAAUUUGCUUUCCCACACCACGAUUCCUGAUCUUGACCAAGCUUAUCAAGUUUUUCUCCAAGAGGAGAAUUCUCGCGCAGCUGCACGUGGAAAACAGCCAGCCCCGGUAGUUGAUGUUCAGGCAUUUGCUGUGACAAAGGCACGCCCGGAUCGGGCUGAAAAACAAAAACUUAUUUGCACUCAUUGCAAACAAAAAGGGCAUGAAGUCGGAAAUUGUUUUAAGCUUCACGGCUAUCCGGAUUGGUGGGACGAGAGAAAUAAAAAUAAAGGGGCAGUGACUACCGGGAAUCGCGAUGGCACCAGCGGGCGUGGAGGGGGGGUGCGCACUCACGCCAUCUCUCCCACACUGCUGCCCGCGGGAGGCAGCGAGUCUUCUUCUUCCACGGGUGCGGUCAACGGGCUGAACGAAUUAAGUAAAGAGCAGGUCCAUGCGCUUUUGAAUUUGAUUAAUAUUGACGCUAGUUCGUGUGAUCGUAUGUCAGGACCCACGCUCGAGGAACCUGAUUGGAGCCGGUGAAAGGCGAGAUGGGCUUUAUUUUUUCCGAGGAGUUCCAGUGGUGCAUGCGGUUCACAAGUCGGUUCUGUCAGACUUUGAGUUGUGGCAUCGUAGAUUGGGGCAUCCUUCAGAUCGAGUACUUAAAUUUUUACCUCAUAUUGUCGCUAGUUGUUCUAAGAAAGCAUUAAAUAAAACCUGUGAGGUGUGUCCGCAGGCCAAACAAGUCCGUGAUUUUUUUCCUACUAGUGAUCAUAAAGCUUGUCGUAUUUUGGAAUUGAUACACUGUGAUUUAUGGGGUCCUUAUAAAACUCCUUUUACUUGUG